AAAUCAUCUGGGAGGAGAGCAAAAACAUUGGUGAAGUAUGUUGUUGCCAUUAAUUAUAAAUUUCAAACUUCAUACUCUCAACAAGAUACAUUUGUUUUAACAGUGUGUUUAGCGCAUCGUAAUCUGUUUCUAUUUCUCUUACAUUCCAUUGCAUCUUGAAAAUAUGUUAUUAUCUUCAGUCGAAACAAUAUCUGGAAGCGCAACUUGUACAUUACGUGAUAUUUUGCGUUGUCAUAACCCUUAACUUUCCCAAAUUAUAAAUGUUUAAGUUGCCAGUUGUAAGCUUCCUCAUGUCAUGCUUGGUUUGUUCAAGUUUGUUUCGCAUUCAGAACAAAGUGUUAGAGUAAGUUGGUUAAAAAACCCAGCCUGCUUUUGUUAUGUUUGGGAAUGACAAUUUCAUGAACUGAUUUUCAGUGUCUGGAAACUCAUUGCAGUCAUAUGCAAUCCUGCAUCCACAAAUUACAUGAUUAUAUGAAAACAUGUACUAAACAAAUGUGUAGGUUACAAUCAAAAAGUACAACCUCUCGCUCUGCUACAGUGUUGGGCCCGUCCCACUGGGCACAGACAUCAGUUCAACGUCGUUUUGAUUUGUCAACUAACGUGAAAUCAACAAGAAAUGGCCUCAUGUUGAUGACUUUUUGCAAAUCCAAUCAGUUUUACACUGAUUCAACGCCAUUACAUCUUUUUUUUAUGACGUGGAAACAACGUUGAUUCAAUCAUUUUUCCCCCAGUAGGGUGUCUGUCAGUAGCUAGAAUAGAACAGAAUAGAUUGGAAUACAAUACAAUAGAAUAUCUAUCGGUCAAAAGCAAAAUAAUUCCCCAACAACAACAGGCAAGAACUGUCACUAUAUAAGGGCUGUUGUAGACUUAAAGCUUUCACAAUGGUGGGUAUAUGGCAGCGACGACCCAUCAAGAACAAUAACGGUCAGGGGCCAAGGAAUCGUCAUUAGGUCGCGCGCUCAUAGAAUGGGACACGACGACGCACUGUCCUCAAAGUCCCCUUCCAAUUCAUGCUGUGGCAGGAGAGAGACGGGGAGAAAAUAUCCAUCGAGGCACUUAGCGACAGCCAAAGCGAUGGACCACAUGCAUUUCAGAUGCUUCAAUUCGGAUGUGGCUACAAUGAUUCUGUAUCACGAAAAUGUAACGAAUACUGAUGUGAAUCGGGCUAUUGCGCUCCAAACAGUCACGUAAAGCGUAUUUUAAUCUUAGUAUUUUGUGGUCACCGACUGGCAUAGUUAUUUUUGUCGAGACAUUUUGAUACCUCCGUUAAAAUGCAAUCCCUGCUUCCUUUAUUAUUGCUUAUUUAAUAUGUAAAUCAUUUUGUUUUUCAAGAACGUGGAGCAGUGUUUUGCAUGGAGUGAUGAAGUCAGAUGCCUAUGCAGUGGAAUCUGAGCCCGGUAGAGUACAGCCAGGUAAACUGUAUGGUCAGAGCGCCCCAUGGAGGAGGCUGUCUCUCAGGGGGAAUCCUAACUACGCCUCUCAUGUUACCAUUUAUUUAUUCUCUCUCUCUCUCUCGCUCUCUCUCUCUCUCUCUCUCUCUCUCUCUCUCUCUCUCUCUCUCUCUCUCUCGCUCUCUCUCUCUCUCUCUCUCUCUCUCUCUCUCUCUCUCUCUCUCUCUCUAUCGCUCUCAUUGUACAGCGCGUGCUGUGGUCGUGGAGCGGAUAAAUGCCAUCGCGUGAAGCGCUACCCCCACGAAGAGAACUCCAUGUCUUUCUUGGUAAGGGAUACUUUAUUUCGAUCAGCAUGGCUUUGAUGUUUAGCUGAUCAUGACUAUGAUUUAUCUAAAGAGCGCAUCCAGGUCGAGGAAGAUGAUGAGGAUGAUGAUCUAAUGAGCCAGUGUCUCCGCCAAGUGUCUAGUGUGUCGCUCUCAUAGCAUAUUGUUCUAGCCAUGCACCAAUCCUAGAACUCAUUCUUUAUUUAUCAGGGUUCAUUCAUAAGGCCCAUCUCAUUAACCAUGCAUAUUGCCAUUAUCUUACCCUGUAGGUUAUAUUAUGGGUACCAAUCUGCUGCUAACCCUGUCAUCCAUCUCAACUGUCUCUUUCUAAAGUAGCAGUCACUUCAUGGGCAUGCACUGCAUGUCUUCCUCAACAAACACUGUUGUUUUCCACAUUGGCUCCCCCUUGAUGCUCCAAAAGUAUCUCUUCAGUGUUGUCCUAAGUCCCUCCUUUUAUCAUUAUAAGGGCAUGAUGGCAUGCCUGUCCUCUCCUAUUGGACGGUCUCACUCCUCUCAUCCCUCCUCUCCUAUUGGACUGUCUCACUCCUCUCCUCCCUCCUCUCCUAUUGGACUGUCUCACUCCUCUCCUCCCUCCUUCCCUAUUGGACUGUCUCACUCCUCUCCUCCCUCCUCUCCUAUUGGACUGUCUCACUCCUCCCUCUUCUCCUAUUGGACUGUCUCACUCCUCCCUCCUCUCCUAUUGGACUGUCUCACUCCUCCCUCCUCUCCUAUUGGACUGUCUCACUCCUCUCCUCCCUCCUCUCCUAUUGGACUGUCUCACUCCUCUCCUCCCUCCUUCCCUAUUGGACUGUCUCACUCCUCCCUCCUCUCCUAUUGGACUGUCUCACUCCUCCCUCUUCUCCUAUUGGACUGUCUCACUCCUCCCUCCUCUCCAUGGACUCGUCCACUCCCCUCCUCUCUUAUUGGACUGUCUCACUCCUCUCCUCCUCCUCUCUAUUGGACUGUCUCACUCCUCUCCUCCCUCCUCUCCUAUUGGACUGUCUCACUCCUCCCUCUCCCUAUUGGGACUGUCUCCACCCUCUCCUACCAUCCUCUCUUAGUGGACUGUCUCACUCCUCUCCUCCCCUCCUCUCCUAUUGGACUGUCUCACACCUCUCCUCCCUCCUCUCCUAUUGGACUGUCUCACUCCUCCCUCCUCUCCUAUUGGACUGUCUCACUCCUCUCCUACCUCCUCUCUUAUUGGACUGUCUCACUCCUCUCCUCCCUCCUUCCUAUUGGACUGUCUCACUCCUCCCUCCUCUCCUAUUGGACUGUCUCACUCCUCCCUCCUCUCCUAUUGGACUGUCUCACUCUCCCUCUUCUCCUAUUGGACUGUCUCACUCCUCCUCCUCUCCUAUUGGGACUGUCUCACUCCUCUCCUACCUCCUCUCUUAUUGGACUGUCUCACUCCUCUCCUACCUCCUCUCCUAUUGGACUCUCACUCCUCGCCUCCCUCCUCUCCUAUUGGACUGUCUCACUCCUCUCCUCCCUCCUCUCCUAUUGGACUGUUUCACUCCUCUCCUCCCUCCUCUCCUAUUGGACUGUCUCACUCCUCUCUUCCCUCCUUCCCUAUUGGACUGUCUCACUCCUCCCUCCUCUCCUAUUGGACUGUCUCACUCCUCCCUCCUCUCCUAUUGGACUGUCUCACUCCUCUCCUCCCUCCUCUCCUAUUGGACUGUCUCACUCCUCUCCUCUAUUCUCCUCGGGGGGCAUGUCUCACCCCCUCCUCCCUCCUCCCCUCUUCCCCAGGACUGCUCCUGCAUCUCCCACACUCAGGUCCAGCCAAUCAGCAUAGAGGACCAGUAUGAGGACAUCAGCCACCAAUACCUGGUCAGUACAGUGCUGUGUCCACUCUGCUAGCAUCCAAUCGGAGAACUGAAGCCCACCCGGCCUUGUCUUUAUGGUGUGGUCAGCCUAGUUCUCUUGUAUCUGGUCAGACCACUAGGACAACAUAGGACAGUUCCGGGUCCUGUCUAUGUGAUGGUAGAGCUGCGUGUAACCUACCACAUCAUAGGGCUGCCAGCCACUGACCAGAUCACUAGAACAUUACAUAGCCUAUAGGUGAAACAAAGCUCUUCAUGCUGUAUAGCACAGCAGCAAGCCUUUUUCAUAGCUGCUGUGUCAGCUCACCCUGGAGCUAACUGCCACAGCAUCCCGCCCAGGCACGUGCACAGAUGGGAGUCAACCUGUGCCCAGCACAUGCCCCUUUGCCACCCCACUCGCCAAGUGCCCAUUUGGGUGGUGGUGUAUAUAUAUACUGUAUAUCUUUUUUGUAUAAAGUUUUGGUCAUUGUUGUUCUGAACCGAUUGCCUGCAAGUCGUCAUGACAUUGUCGAGUUCGCCACCCCCACCCCGUCUGUUGGUUGCUCCUGUUGGUCAGCCCUGUACAGAUCUCGUGCUCGCCCAGUUGCGCCUUUUUCCCCAGUCUGCCCUCUACUGAGAUUGCGCGUGCCCGGUAUCCAAACAUGCAUGAGAUCCGGUCACCGGUCGAAUGUGUGCAGCUAGCUACCUAGUUUAAAUAUCAACAGUACUGCCACAUCAGUAUAACAUUUGAUUAACACUUGAUUUACAUCGUCAUCAAUAUUCCGUCUGAUUGGCUGAUACACUUAGGAGAAAGAGGUAAAAAGACAGAGAGAGGAGCGUCUGCAUCGACCCUCGCUCCAACCGACCCUCGCUCCAACCGACCCUCGCUCCAACCGACCCUCGCUCCAACCGAUCCUCGCUCCAACCGACCCUCGCUCCAACCGACCCUCGCUCCAACCGACCCUCGCUCCAACCCAACUCCAUCCCUUCCUCAGUCGGCAGCAGCAACACAGGUAGUCUAGACUCGCAACAAGCUCUCACAGUCUCACUGCAGAAUUAGACGUUUAUCCACGUUUCUCCCAAACGUCACAUUUCGAAGUUGCUCCAAACGUCAAAUUUAGAAGAUUAAGGGUUAAGGUUUUGGAUAGGGUUAAAACAUUAUUUAGGCACUAAUUCUGAAUGGUUGAGGUAAGGGUUAAGGUUUUGGAUAGGUUUAAAAUAUUACGUUGAAUCAAAUUUAUUUUUCUAUCAAUCAAAUGUAUUUAUAAAUCCCUUUUUACAUCUGACAAAGUGCUAUACAGAAACCCAGCCUAAAACCCCAAACAGCAAGCAAUGCAGAUGUAAAAGCACGGUGGCUAAGAAAAACUCUCUAGAAAGGCAGAAACCUAGGAAGAAACCUAGCGAAGAACCAGGCUCUGAGGGGUGGCCAGUCCUCUUCUGGGUGUGUCAGGUGGAGAUUAUAACAGUACAUGGCCAUUAAGGCCAGAUUUUUCUCCCAAGAUGUUCAAACGUUCAUAGAUGACCAGCAGGGUCAAAUAAUAAUCACAGUGGUUGUAGAGGUUGCAACAGGUCAGUACAUCAGGAGUAAAUGUCACUUGGCUUUUCAUAGCAAAGCAUUUACAGGUUGAAAUUGCAGGUGCGGUAGAGAGAGAGAGAGUUGAAAACAGCAGGUCUGAGACAAGGUAGCACGUCCGGUGAACAGGUCAGGGUUCCAUAGCCGCAGGCAGAAGAGUUGAAACUGGAGCAGCAGCACGACCAGGUGGACUGGAGACAGCCAGGAGUCAUCAGGCCAGGUAGUCCUGAGGCAUGGUCCUAGGGCUCAGGUCCUCCGGGAGGGGAGGGAGAGCGGGAGAGAGAAUUAGAGGGAGCAUACUUAAAUUCACACUGGACACAUAAUAAGACAGGAGAAUAACACCAGAUAUAACAGACUGACCCUAGCCCCCCAGCACAUAGACUAUUGCAGCAUAGAUAGUGGAGGCUGAGACAGGGGGGGUCGGGAGACACUGUGGCAGGAUAUAACCCCACCCACUUUGCCAAAGCACAGCCCCCACACCACCAGAGGGAUAUCAACAGACACCAACCUACUACCCUGAGACAAGGCUGAGUAUAGCCCACGAAGAUCUCCUCCACUGCACGAGCCCGAGGGGGCGACAAACCGGACAGGAAGAUCACAUCAGUGACUCAAGUGACGCACCCCUCCUAGGGACGGCAUGGAAAGCACCAGUAAAUCAGUGACUUGAUUUGAUUUGACUCAGCCCCCGUAAUAGGAUCAGAGGCAGAGAAUCUAAAUGGAGAGACGGGAACCGGCCAGGCAGAGACAGCAAGGGCGGUUCGUCGCUCCAGUGCCUUUCCGUUCACCUUCGCACCCCUGGGCCAGACUACACUCAAUCAUAGGACCUACUGAAGAGAUGAGUCUUCAGUAAAGACUUAAAGGUCGAGACCGAGUCUGCGUCUCUCACGUGGAUAGGCAGACCAUUCCAUAAAAAUUGAGCUCUAUAGGAGAAAGCCCUGCCUCCAGCUGUUUGCUUAGAAAUUCUAUGGACAAUAAGGAGGCCUGCAUCUUGUGACCGUAGCGUACGUGUAGGGAUGUACGGCAGGACCAAACCAGAUAGGUAGGAGCAAGCCCAUGUAAUGCUUUGUAGGUUAGCAGUAAAACCUUGAAAUCAGCCCUAGCCUUAACAGGAAGCCAGAGGCUAGCACUGGAGUAAAAUGAUCAAAUUUCAAACACACACACCAAAGUACUCAACAGCCUCUCCCUCCCCCAACACUGGCCCCAGUGUAACUACCCCCAUCAUCACCCUGUGUAGUUUAACACCACAGUGCCCCCCUGUGGCAGCCACUGGUAGAUCAUCACCACAACAUCGUAGUACUUUGACCUCUUCAGGCUCAAAGGCAACACUCACUCACCCUCAUUCUGCUUCCUCUUCUCUGCUAGAUGGACCCAUUUCAUGUUAGUAAAAAAUACCAUACUAUACUAUAGCACUUGUAGACUGCUUACAUUGUAAGGAAAACAGUUCAUUUGGGUGAACUAUCCCUUAAAGGGUUAUCUAGGUAAAUCCGUUUAUUAUUGUGACCUACUACAACCUCUAUCCAUACUAUUACCAUGUUGUUACUACAUUUUCUGUGAUCUAAUGAAAAGUGCUGCUGAUACGUUUCAGGGUUGUGUGUGAGUACGUGUGUGUUUGAUUCUUCACAGAGCUCUGAUGUCUCAGAAUGCACUUUCACCGGGGGUGGUGCAGGCAGCGAUGACAUCACAGCGCUCUCUGCUAACUCCGCCCACUACCAGCUGCUGUCAGAACUGGGUGAGCAUCCCAUUGGUCACAAAUCAACCAAUCACUACAACCCAGACAAGUCAUUUCACUCCAUAGUUUUUGCCUGCAGAGUAAUAUCUCCUCUGAUAAAUACAAAGCAUAUUGCCUUUUAGCACAUUACUGUUGAAUAGAAUGGCUAAUCCAAAAGGUUAGUUUACAAUUUCACUGACCAAGUCUCAUGCUACCCAUAGUCCGAGUAUAAAGCAUUUGUAUUGUGGACAUUUAAUGCUACGCUUAGUCUAUUGCCUUUUGUCACAUCUGCUGAAUAAAAUGGCCAAUUCAAAAGGCUAGUUGACAAUCUCCCUGUAUUAUUGAAGACCAUACUAACCAUACCUGAGUGUGAAGCAUUUUCAGAGUUGAACGUUUUUCUACGCGUCUUAAUGUUUAUUACCAAACCAUGUUCACAGGGAGGGGCUUCAACAACCUGAGCCAGGUGCGCAUGGCGUGCCAUACCCCCUCCCGCCAGCUGGUGGCAGUCAAGAACACCAACCUGGAUGAGUGUACUGAGGAUGAGCUGCUACAGCUGAUGGUGCGGUACUGUAUUAAAGGUCCAGAUACGACCCACCUUGUCUCUUAAUGCAAGUUCAUGUCGUAAGAUAUAUAUUUUGUUCCAGCCACAACUGAUUCAAAACACCUGAUUCAACUAAUCAAUUUCUUAGUUGAGUCGGCUGAUUACUUGAAUAAGAUGAGUUAGCGUUGGGCUGGAACAAAAACCUGCACUGGCGCUCUCUAGGUCCAGGGUCGGUGACCAUUUUAGGUCAUUGUUCAUAAUAACAUUGUUGGCACUUGGCAGUGGUAUAAGCCAUCUGGCUCACUGUGUGACCCCCAGUGUUUCCUGGCUGUGUGACCCCAGUGUUUCCUUGCUGUGACCCCAGUGUUUCUUGGCUGUGUGACCCCAGUGUUUCCUGGCUGUGUGACCCCAGUGUUUCCUGGCUGUGUGACCCCAGUGUUUCCUGGCUGUGUGACCCCAGUGUUUCCUGGCUGUGUGACCCUAAUGUUUGCUGGCUGUGUCCCCAGAAUGAGGUUCUUCUCUCCAGGCUGUUCCGCCACCCCAACCUGCUGACCUCUCGCCUGGUCUUCAGCUCCUGCUGCCAGCUCUGGGUCCUCACACCACUCAUGGGCUACGGUCAGUCUACUGCAUGCAUCUUCUAACACACGUUUCCUCUCACCAUCUCUCUCCCACACUUACUCCCCCAUCUCUCUUCGUCCAUGCUACUUCUCUCAGAGAUAAGUUGGUUGAACUUUAUUUUUUACGGUACAGAAAUUACAUGAAUUGCAUGUUUGUAAGCAACAUUACGAACCAUUUGGUACCAGGUAGUUACCUACUCUCUCUCUCUCUCUCUCUCUCUCUCUCUCUCUCUCUCUCUGUCCCAGGUUCGGCAGACAGCCUGCUGAGGACGUACUUCCCUGAUGGGAUGAGUGAGUCCCUGAUCGCUUACCUCCUCCACGGAGUCCUGAAGGCUCUGCAGUACCUGCACCGCAUGGGCUACGUGCACAGGUGAGGGAGGAGAAAACACCAUGGGACAAGGGAGAGAUAUGGACCGUUUUAAGGCUGUUACUAUAUGUUUCCUAUUUAGCGCAUGUUUCUUCCUUUUUAACUCUGCAUUGUUGGGAAAGGGCUCGUAAGUAAGCAUUUCACGGUAAAGUCUACACCUGUUGUAUUCGGCGCAUGUGACCAAUAACAUUUCAUUUGAUUUGUUGAAAGAAUCAGCCUAGUUUGCAGUCUCAGUUGGUCACCGUUGGACAUAGUUGCUCGGAGCAGAUUCAACAUGUAGAAUCUGCCAGGGACAGUUGGUCACCGCUGGUCAAAACGACCUAAUGCAUCAUCAAUAGUUAGUUGACUGUAGAAGCCUGAAGAUUUGCCGAGAGUGAACGCUCUUUUCCACAACUCUCCUCCUCUCCUCUUUCUCUCAGGGGAGUGAAGGCCAGUCACAUCCUGCUGUCUGGGGAGGGGCGUGUCUACCUCUCGGGGCUGCACAGCGUUUACAGUAUGAUGCGGGAUGGGAAGAAGGUGAGGACCGUGUUCGACAUGCCCCACCACAGCCCCGCCCUGCUACCCUGGCUCAGCCCAGAGCUGCUACGACAGGACCUGCAUGGCUACGGGGUGAAGUCAGACAUCUACAGUCUGGGGAUAGUAGUCUGUGAGCUGGUCAGUGGCAGGGUGCCUUUCCAGGACAUGCCCCCUACACAGGUACUGGGGCCAUACAUACAUCACAAUGUCAUACGCUAGGGCUGUUAUCGUACAUUACAAAACAUAGUUCAGUCUGUGAGAGUCUCUUGUUUUUCUCCCUAUCUCUCCAUGUGUGUGUGUGUGUGUGUGACUGUGUGUGUGUGUGUGUGUGACUGUGUGUGUGUGUGUGACUGUGUGUGUGUGUGACUGUGUGUGUGUGACUAUGUGUGUGUGUGUGUGUGUGACUGUGUGACUGUGUGUGUGUGUGUGUGUGUGUGUGUGUGUGUGUGUGUGUGUGUGUGUGUGUGUGUGUGUGUGUGUGUGACUGUGUGUGUGUGUCUGUGUGUGUGUGUGUGUGUGUGUGUGUGACUGUGUGACUGUGUCCAUGCUCCAUAUGUCUGUGUCUCUCCACCCAGAUGCUUCUCCAGAAGCUGCGUGGCUCCCACUGCUGCCUGCUGGAUGUGGCCCCCUCCCCCCUGGGGGAGCUGGGGGGGCUGAAGGUGUCCCGCUCCGGGGUGGACUCUGGCAUCGGGGAGAGUGUUGCCACGGGUAGCCUGACUCGCACCGCCACUGCAGAGAGACCUCAGAGCCCCGCCCCCAAGAACCACUCGGCCACCCUGCACAACCUGGUUCAGCUGUGUCUGCAACAGCAGCCCGACCGCAGGUGAGACGUACACGCGUGCACACACACCGAACGCAACACACACACACACACACACACACACACACACACACGAACGAACGCAGGGGAGACACACACAGGAGCAGCAGACAUUACACACAGGGGUGCUGGCAUCUCCGUUUGAAGUGUUGUUUUUUUUUCAUUCAAGGAACAGUUUUAAAUGUUCUUGUGUUCCGUCUGAAUUUCCAUCAUUUUUGAAAGGCAUGUAAUAUGUGAGAUGACUAGUGCUGCUAGAUAUGACAGUGUUGUGGGACAUUAAGGCAUGGUGUGACUUUGUCCUGUUGUGGUGUUCCAUAGACCCUCUGCUUCUACACUGUUGACCCAUGCCUUCUUCAAACAGGUAGGUCUCAUCAUCAAAAUGCUGUGUUUUGGACUGGAUUGCAUUCUGGGGUAUGGUUCUGGCUGACUUCGUAUUCAUGUGUUUUUCUGUGGACUGUAUGACAGGUGAAAAGGCAUCAUACCCGGGACUCCUUCCUCAGUCUCAUGUACCCCGCGGUGCCCCUUGGAGCUUCCAGCCCCGAUGACCCCCCUGUGUCCUGCUCCCCUACCCCGUCCUGCCACCACCCCACCUCCCCCAUUGCUGACCCCACAGAGGAGGUGUGGGACUUCUCC
Messenger RNA from Coregonus sp. 'balchen', 10291 nucleotides. The record is from the annotation of a GenBank genome assembly. Lineage: Eukaryota; Metazoa; Chordata; Actinopteri; Salmoniformes; Salmonidae.